Molecule: messenger RNA, 2746 nt
Organism: Ruditapes philippinarum (Manila clam)
Lineage: Eukaryota; Metazoa; Mollusca; Bivalvia; Venerida; Veneridae
Product: matrix metalloproteinase-19-like
Exons: 11
Coding region: 212-1855 (547 amino acids)
Biological process (GO): extracellular matrix organization; proteolysis; collagen catabolic process
Cellular component (GO): extracellular matrix
Molecular function (GO): metalloendopeptidase activity; zinc ion binding
Source: RefSeq, a predicted model, not a curated record
ACAGGCUUAAACACUUGUGAGCCUUAUAAUUUGAUAUAGAUUAAGAUGAAUCACUAACGUUAAUAUAACUGUAAGGCAAAGAUUAAUCACUUCAUCUUCUGUCUGUAUGUUGUUUGGAAACGACCGUUAACAAGUGCAAAACAUUCAUUUACUGGUUUUCAGCUCAUUUAAGAUUCAAAGUUGUUUUGUCGGUUCUUGGAAACGGGGAGAAAUGUUGAAUUUUCUAUGGUUAGUUCCAUUGUUAUGUUUAAGUAAGGGUGACCAAGGAGACGUUGAAGUUCGGCGGGAUGCUGCAGAUUUUGAUGUUGAUGCCUAUUUAGAGAAGUAUGGGUAUUUCGCACCACGAGCAGAUGAUACUGGGACACAAUUUGCUCACUCAGAACACAGCAGACGACAUGCCAUCAAAUUAUUCCAGAAGUUUGCUCAUUUACCAACAACAGGACAGAUCAACAAAGAAACAGUCAAUAAGAUGAGACAACCUCGUUGUGGUUUUCCCGACAUUAUACACACCAAUGAUCACAACCCAGAAGAUCCCCUUAAAUAUACAGCAGGACCUAAAUGGAAAAAUAAGACGGUGACGUGGAAAAUAACUUCAUAUACAGAUAAACUAGAGAUUAAUCAACAAAGAACGGCCAUAGAAAACAGUUUCCGCCAUUGGGAGAAUGCCAGCGGACUAACGUUUAUUGAAAUCAACGACACGGCAAAUAUAAACAUACAAUUUGCAUCUGGUAACCAUGGAGAUGGAAUAAAAAAUGCUUUUGAUGGUGCAGGAGGUGUUUUGGCUCAUGCAUACCUGCCUGAAGACGGACGGGCACAUUUUGACAAUGACGAGUUUUGGGUGUUUCACGAAUCCGAGGGCGCAGAAAUAGAAAUGGUUGCUACUCACGAAUUAGGCCAUUCUCUUGGAUUGAGUCAUUCGACGGUGAUGGGGGCAUUGAUGGCACCGUUUUAUCAACAAUACAAUGAGAACUUUACUUUAAACUGGGAUGAUGUUGCGGGCAUACAAUAUCUUUACGGUACUCCCGAGGUUCCCUCAUCAGAAAAAGAAGAGGAGAACACCACAUCAAGUAUAGAUGCUACAACUGGAGCAAGAGCCCCAAACACAAAAAUCGGAAAUGAAACUAAUGUGUCACAAGUCACGGUGAAACCUGACAGCACGGCUACAAAUACUACCACAAAGGCUGAUACCGUAACGAAAGUAGCAGCUGAACCUGUGUCCACUGUCAAACCUAGAGUCAGGGAUGAAAAGUUGUGCACAUCAAAGAUUGAUGCUGCUAUUCCAGGUGAAAGUGGUGAACUUCUGAUAUUUAUUGGUCCAUUAGUCUACAAACUCUAUGAAGAUUGUGAAGGAAAAUUUACCUGUGUUGUUGAUGGUUAUCCGAAAAAAAUAAAGAAAGUUUUUAAGAAAGGACCGAGACGUGUGAAAACUGCUGCAUACCUGCCGGAUAAACGGAAACGGACGUAUCUCUUCAAAGGACGAAAGGUGUGGCGAUACACUGGCAAAAGGUUAGACAAAGGAUAUCCGAAACAAAUGAGCAAACAAGACAUACCUUACAAGCCAAAUGCAGCUUACAUUCAGAAGAAUCAGUUUGCCGACUACCAAUGGUAUAUUUUUGGGGGCAAGUAUUUCUGGGAGAUGAACCUAUAUAGUGACGGGAUAACCAAUGGAGUUAUGAAGACAAAGACAUAUUGGCCUCAUGUUCCGUCCAAACCUGACGCAAUGUUGCAAACGAGGGAAGGAUCAAUCUACAUCUUCAAGGGAAAGUAUUACGAUAGGUACGACCAUAGAAGAGUUAUUCUAGACAAGAAGAAAUUGAUAGCACGUGAUUUGCUUGGUGCUGACUGUUCGGAAUAAGUCAGAUUCUACCUUUUUAUGAAAUUAGUGCUCAGUCUGGGACACUACUGAUAAUACCAGAUAAUAGAAAUAUAGUUGUUUUAUCUAAUAUAUUUCUGCUUUUGGUCUGUUUAUAGAUGUACAUGUAUAUAACUAUGACUAAUACACUCGUCGCAUACAUUGCGGAAUACAUACGUCUUUAUAUCAUUUCAUUUGUUAUAAAAGAUCAUUUCUAUAAUAAGUUAUAUGAUAUUAAAUUGUGCCUUUAAAGUUCUAUUUAAAGUUACCCGACGGUGAUGUCGUAGCACUUAACAUUUUGCACGUGUUUAUCAGCCACUACCAUGUCAUUAACGUGCAUUUAAAUAAAUUUAUUGUAUUAGUUCCACCACGGUCAAUUAUUGUGCGCGAGGUCUUAAUUUAUUCAUGUGUUACAUACUUUUCUUUUCAUGCUUAAUUGUAAAGGUGCGAAAUUCUGGCUAUAAAUUGGGAAAUUUUAUGUGUUACGAGGUGAAAUAAAAUAAAUAAGUAAAUACUGAUUUGUUAAUAAUCAAAUAUUGAUAGAGGAUUGUUGUUAAAUUAAAUCGUUGGACUAUAUUUGUAAAUGAUCAAUACUAAUCAUAGAUUGAAGUAAAUUAAUGUUUAAAGGGAUACGUGUUUUCUUUCCAAUGUCAUGGAUUAUAAAGGAGAUUCACGACACAUGUUAUGUAUGCAUAAAGUUUUGUUAUGUAUAUUUGGAUAUCAACAUUCGGAUUACUUUGGUUACUUCAAAAACAAGUAUUUAAAUGUUUUCUGAUUAGCUGUCCGGAUAUUUUGUAUAUUUAUUUCAUUAUUCGGUCCGAGAAAAUCAAUGCAGCAUGUGAAAAUUAGAAACUCUUCCAGAUAAACUUUGUGCAAUAAAAAUAAAGAAAUGUG